UGAUGGGUCUCAGCCCCCAGGGAGUUGCUAUCUUGCUCUGCCUUCUAGCAUGUACUGGGAACUCUACCCACGGAUGCAACGGCAGAGCCUUGAAAGAGACCAUCCACAUUUUGAACCAGGUCACAGACAAAGGGACGCCAUGCACCGACAGAAUGAACGUCUCAGACAUCCUUACAGCGAGAAACAACACCACGGAGAGGGAACUUAUGUGCAAGACUUUCCAGGUGCUUCACAAGUUCUAUAUCCCACAUGAGACUCUGUGCUUGGCAAACAAUCCCAGGCUUCUCAAAGACCUGAGAAGACUCAUCAGGAACAUCCACGGCCUGUCUCCAUCGCCGAGGGGCUGGACUCUGGAUCCUCUGAUGGAACCAAGAGAAGAGGAGAACACAGGCUAAGGACAGACAUAAAACACACGCGAGGAGAAACUUCAGGAUUAAGUGCAAGUCUUGGGGCUUGUGAUCGGAGCAGUUAUGGAGGCUACCUAGCCACAGCCAGUGCCUGUUCGGUGGACUGUACCUUGUCACUGACAGCGAAGAUGGUACCAUCGGCUCUCUCCCAUUGUCCCUAUCCUCACUGCUUUGCCCUCAACCACUGGAUAGGUUAUCUCUAACUGGCACUUGGCAAUGGGUAAUCAGUACCUAGAGGAUAAAUGCCUAACAAAACCAUAUAGCUGUGUCUUGUGUGCAACACU
This is a messenger RNA of Alexandromys fortis (reed vole), 691 nucleotides long. RefSeq names its product interleukin 4 (gene Il4). NCBI's taxonomy places the organism in Eukaryota, Metazoa, Chordata, Mammalia, Rodentia, Cricetidae. The record is from RefSeq and is a predicted model, not a curated record. The coding region runs from base 3 to 395 and encodes 130 amino acids. Gene Ontology annotation, biological process: positive regulation of myoblast fusion; positive regulation of amyloid-beta clearance; negative regulation of chronic inflammatory response. Gene Ontology annotation, molecular function: cytokine activity; growth factor activity; interleukin-4 receptor binding. Gene Ontology annotation, cellular component: extracellular region. The transcript is spliced from 4 exons.